AGCCGCUUGGCCGACUAAACACUCGUCGUCCCACAUUCCUCUCGAGCCGAGUCUGCAAGGGCGGUGUCCGAGACCCAAAAUGUCGCAGACCAACUCCGUGACGACGGAGGAGGUCGACGAGACGUCGACGGUCGACGUCUUGGCCGACGAAAUCUCCGAAAACCGCGUUCACGACGACGUCGCCGAGCUGGACGAGGAGGAGGCCCUUCCGGAAGGGGAGCAGCGGCCGCGACAGGACGAUGGAGAACAGUUGGACGACGCCAUGGAUCCGGUGUCGGCUCCAAAAGACGUCAAGAUCCUGGAAACUGCCGAGGACAUCCAGGAUCGGCGAGAGCAAGUUCUCGGCCGCUAUGGUCAAUUCAAGGCUGGCGCCAGAGUCAAGCGCGAGAAGUUGGAGGACUCGCGGCGCUACCAGUACUUCAAACGAGACGCCGACGAGCUCGAAGGAUGGAUCUACGAGAAGCUGCAGGCCGCCAGCGACGAGAGCUACAAAGACUCUUCCAACUUGCAGGCCAAGAUUCAGAAGCACCAGGCCUUUGAGGCUGAGGUGGCAGCCCACUCGAACGCCAUUGUCGUUCUUGACAACACCGGCCUUGAAAUGAUCAACCAGGGCCACUUUGCCUCCGACAUGAUUCGCAGACGCCUUGACGAGCUGCACCGACUUUGGGAGAAACUGCUUUCUCGGUUGGCCGACAAGGGCCUCAAACUGCAGCAGUCACUCGUUCUUGUCCAGUUCUUGCGCCAGUGCGACGAGGUCAUGUUCUGGAUCAGCGACAAGGAGACAUUUGUGACCACUGAUGAGUUUGGUCAUGACCUUGAACACGUUGAGGUCCUGCAGCGCAAAUUUGAUGAGUUCCAAAAGGACAUGGCCUCUCAGGAGUAUCGCGUCACUGAAGUCAACGAGCAGGCUGACCGACUGGUGACCGAAGCCCACCCUGACAGGGAGACAAUCCAGAAGCGCAAGGAAGAGCUGAAUGAAGCUUGGCAGCGCCUCAGGCAGCUGGCUUUGUUGCGCCAGGAGAAAUUGUUUGGCGCCCAUGAGAUUCAGCGCUUUAACCGAGACGCCGAUGAGACGGUGGCUUGGAUUUCUGAGAAGGACGUCGUCCUCUCCUCUGAUGAGUAUGGCCGCGAUUUGGCCAGCGUGCAGACUCUGCAGCGCAAGCACGAGGGCGUUGAACGCGAUUUGGCAGCACUGGAGGACAAGGUGACCACCUUGAGCACCGAAGCUAGUCGCCUGUGCGACAUCCACUCUGACCACUCUGAGCAGAUUCAGUCAAAGAAGGCUGAAAUCGUCACCUAUUGGACCAGUUUGACUGCCAAAGCUAAGGAACGCAGAACAAAACUAGAGGAAUCUUACUAUCUGCAUAGAUUCCUUGCCGAUUUCAGGGACUUGUCAUCCUGGAUCAAUGACAUGAAAGCCAUCAUCUCUGCUGAUGAACUUGCUAAGGACGUCCCAGGCGCAGAAGCUCUUCUUGAGAGACACCAGGAGCACAAAGGUGAAAUUGAUGCCCGUGAGGACAGUUUUCGUUCCACUGCUGAAGCAGGUCAGAUGAUUCUCCAGCAGGAGCACUACGCUGCGGAGGAGGUGCAAGAGAAGUUGGUUGGUCUGGCUAACGAUAAGACUUCUCUUCUCUCACUCUGGGAGGAACGUCGCAUUCUGUAUGAGCAGUGCAUGGAUUUGCAACUUUUCUACCGCGACACUGAGCAGGCCGAUACUUGGAUGGCCAAGCAAGAGGCCUUCCUGGCCAAUGAGGACCUUGGUGACUCCCUUGACUCAGUGGAGGCUCUGAUCAAGAAGCAUGAGGACUUUGAAAAGUCCCUGGCUGCCCAGGAGGAGAAAAUCAAAGCCCUGGACGAGUUUGCCACCAAACUGAUCGAAGGUCAGCAUUAUGCAGCUGAUGAUGUGGCUCAGCGCAGGGCCCUGCUUUUGGAAAGGCGUUCUGCCCUCUUGGAAAAGUCCAGCUCUCGUAGAGCUCUCCUCGAUGACUCUUUCCGUCUCCAACAGUUCGAGCGGGACUGCGACGAGACCAAGGGAUGGAUCAAUGAAAAAUUGAAGUUUGCCACCGAUGACAACUAUCUGGACCCUACUAAUUUGAAUGGAAAGGUCCAGAAACACCAAAACUUUGAGCAAGAGUUGAAUGCUAACAAGUCCCGUAUGGAGGAAAUCACCUCAACCGGGCAGGAAUUGAUUGAGUCUCAGCACUAUGCAUCUGAGCGCAUUCAGUCUCGCACUGAUGAGAUUGUCAAUCUGUGGGAGAGUCUGGUGGCCGCCACUGAUAAGAAGGGUUCUAAACUCCAGGAAGCUUCUCAGCAGCAGCAGUUCAACCGAACAGUUGAGGAUGUUGAAAUGUGGCUCUCUGAAAUUGAGGGUCAGUUGAUGAGCGAGGAUUAUGGCAAGGACCUGACCAGCGUGCAGAACUUGCAGAAGAAGCAUGCCCUGUUGGAGGCUGACGUUGCUUCCCACCAGGAGAGAAUCGAAGGGAUCAACUCAGCAGCUGAGACUUUUGUUGAAAGGGGCCACUUCGAUGCAGAUAACAUCCGCAACAAGCAGUCUGCCCUCUCUGACAGAUAUAGUGGACUCCAGCGUCCGAUGAGCAUUCGCAAGCAGCGUCUGCUUGACUCACUCAGAGUGCAGCAACUUUUCCGCGAUGUUGAAGAUGAGGAGGCGUGGAUUCGUGAAAAGGAGCCCGUUGCAGCUUCGACCAACCGUGGCCGAGACCUCAUUGGCGUACAGAACCUAAUCAAGAAGCACCAGGCCGUUCUGGCUGAGAUCAACAACCAUGACAACCGCAUUUCAGCUGUGUGCCAGGCUGGUCAGUCCAUGGUUGAAGAAGGCCACUUUGCUUCUGAUGAUAUCAGGCAUCGCGUCGGGCAGCUCAAUGACCACUGGACUCAGCUGAAGGAUAAAUCACAGCAGCGCAAGCAGGACCUCGAAGACUCUCUUCAGGCCCACCAAUACUUUGCUGAUGCCAACGAGGCUGAAAGCUGGAUCAAGGAAAAGGAGCCAUUGGUUGUCAACAUGGACUACGGAAAAGACGAAGACUCAUCCGAAGCCCUUCUGAAGAAACAUGAAGCUUUGAUGUCUGAUUUGGAGGCAUUUGGCAACACCAUUUCCUCCCUAAAGGAACAGGCUCAAGCCUGCAGGCAGCAAGAGACCCCUGUGGUGGAUGUGACGGGCAAGGAAUGUGUCAUCGCCCUCUACGACUAUACUGAAAAGUCUCCCCGUGAGGUUUCCAUGAAGAAAGGUGACGUCCUUGCUCUGUUGAACUCAAACAACAAGGACUGGUGGAAGGUGGAGGUCAAUGACCGCCAGGGCUUUGUGCCAGCCGCCUAUGUAAAGAAGAUGGACGCUGGACUCACAGCGUCUCAGCAGAAUUUGGCCGACAGCAGCUCGAUUGCUGCAAGACAGCACCAGAUUGAGACCCAGUACUCGAAUCUGCUUUCACUUGCCAAGGAGAGGCAAAACAAAUUGAACGAAACUGUCAAGGCCUAUGUUCUCGUUCGUGAGGCGGCCGAGCUUGGCUCCUGGAUCAAGGACAAGGAAAAGCACGCUCAGGAAAAUUACGCACAAGUCCAGGAUGUUGGCGAAGACCUUGAGCAGGUUGAGGUGCUGCAGAAGAAGUUCGAUGACUUCCAGGCCGAUUUGAAGGCCAAUGAAGUGCGCCUAGCCGAGAUGAAUGAAAUCGCCGUGCAGCUGAUGAGUCUCGGUCAAACCGAGGCAGCUCUGAAGAUCCAGACGCAGAUCCAGGACUUGAACGAAAAGUGGACGUCCCUGCAGCAACUGACCACUGAGCGCGCUGAACAGCUUGGCUCUGCUCACGAGGUGCAGCGUUUCCACCGCGACGUGGAUGAGACCAAGGAUUGGAUUGUGGAGAAGGAUGAGGCCCUGAACAACGAUGACCUGGGCAAGGACCUCCGCUCCGUGCAGGCCCUGCAGCGGAAACACGAGGGUCUGGAGAGAGACUUGGCAGCUUUAGGCGACAAGAUCCGCCAAUUGGAUGAGACAGCCACACGUUUGAUGCACACCCAUGCAGACACUGCCGACCAGACUUACGCCAAGCAGCUCGAGAUCAACGAAACCUGGCAGCAGCUCACUUCCAAGGCCAACAGCCGCAAGGAGAAACUGCUCGACUCGUACGACCUGCAGCGAUUCCUGUCAGAUUACCGUGACCUCAUGAGUUGGAUCAACUCUAUGAUGGGUCUUGUGGCCAAUGAUGAGCUCGGUCGCGACGUCACCAGUGCCGAAGCGCUGCUUGAGAGACACCAGAAUUACCGGUCAGAAAUUGACGCUCGAUAUGGUGUUCCAUAUUACCAGGAGCACCGCACUGAGAUCGAUGCCCGAGCUGGAACUUUCCAAGCAUUUGAACUUUUUGGCGGACAACUGCUCCAGGCUGGCCACUAUGCUUCUGUUGAAAUUCAGGAGAAACUUGAGUCCAUGGCCGAAGCCCGUCAAGAACUUGAGAAGGCAUGGAUUGCGCGCCGCAUGCAGCUGGACCAAUGUUUGGAACUGCAGCUGUACUAUCGUGACUGCGAGCAGGCUGAGAACUGGAUGUCCUCUCGGGAGGCCUUCCUUGCUUCAGAAGAGGUUGACUCAAAGGGAGACAACGUUGAGGCCCUAAUCAAGAAGCAUGAGGACUUCGACAAGGCCAUCAAUGCCCAGGAGGAGAAAAUAGCUGCCCUGCAAACUUUAGCCGAGCAGCUGAUUGCAGCUGAGCAUUACGCGUCCCCGGCCAUUGAGGCCAAGAGGAAGGAGGUCCUCGGAAGGUGGCGCCACCUGAAGGAGGCCCUGAUUGAAAAGAGGUCUCGUCUUGGAGAGUCACAGACUCUUCAACAAUUCAGCCGCGACGCUGACGAAAUUGAAAACUGGAUUGCCGAGAAACUCCAAUUGGCCACUGAGGAGAGUUACAGAGAUCCAGCAAACAUCCAGUCCAAGCACCAGAAGCACCAGGCCUUUGAGGCUGAGCUGGCCGCCAAUGCUGAGCGCAUACAGGCCGUGCUCUCUAUGGGCAACAAUUUGAUCGACAGCCACCAGUGCGCUGGGUCGGAGGAACCGGUCAAGGCGAGACUCAAUUCCAUCGCUGACCAGUGGGAAACUUUGACCUACAAGACCAACGAGAAGUCUCUGAAACUGAAGGAGGCCAACAAGCAGCGCACGUACGUGGCUGCCGUCAAGGAUUUGGACUUCUGGCUUGGCGAGGUUGAAUCUCUGCUGACCACUGAAGAUGCUGGUAAAGACCUUGCCUCAGUUCAGAAUCUGACCAAGAAGCACCAGCUAGUUGAGGCUGACAUUCAGGCCCAUGAAGACCGCAUUUCUGAUAUGAACAGCCAGGCAGACUCUCUGAUUGACAGUGGUCAGUUUGAUGCAGCCAGCAUCCAGGAGAAGAGACAGAGCAUCAAUGAGCGUUAUGAGCGCAUCAAGAACUUGGCCGCCCACCGCCAGGCUCGUCUCAAUGAGGCCAACACUCUGCAUCAGUUCUUCAGAGACAUUGCUGAUGAGGAAUCAUGGAUCAAGGAAAAGAAGCUGCUCGUUGGUUCAGAUGACUAUGGCCGUGACUUGACCGGUGUGCAGAACUUGAAAAAGAAGCACAAGCGUCUGGAAGCUGAGCUGGGUAGCCACGAACCAGCCAUCCAAGCUGUGCAGGAGGCUGGUGAGAAGUUGAUGGACGUGUCCAACCUGGGAGUGCCAGAGAUCGAACGUCGUCUGAUGCUGCUGAACCAGGCGUGGGCCGAGCUGAAGCAGAUGGCAGCCAACCGUGGCCAGAAGCUGGACGAGAGUCUUACUUACCAACAGUUCUUGGCCAAGGUUGAGGAGGAGGAGGCGUGGAUUAGCGAGAAGCAGCAGCUGCUGGGUGUUGAGGACUAUGGCGACACCAUGGCCGCUGUCCAGGGUCUGCUGAAGAAGCAUGAUGCUUUUGAGACCGAUUUUUCCGCCCACCGCGGACGUUGCAAUGACAUCGGGGAGGCUGGUGAGAAACUCAUCAACGCUGGAAACCAUCACUCCGCCUCUAUUCAGCAGCGUUGCGAGACACUACAGAGUAAACUUGAGAACCUGGCCAGCCUUGCUGCCCGUCGCAAGGCCAAGCUGAUGGACAACUCAGCUUACCUGCAGUUCAUGUGGAAGGCUGAUGUGGUUGAGUCUUGGAUCGCAGACAAGGAGACCCAUGUGCGCUCGGAGGAGUUCGGCCGUGACCUUUCUACGGUCCAGACCCUCCUAACGAAGCAGGAGACAUUUGAUGCUGGUCUCCACGCCUUUGAGCACGAGGGAAUCCAGAACAUCACUGCGCUGAAGGACCAGCUGGUGAGCACCAACCACGACCAGUCGGCUGCCAUCCAGAAGCGCCAUGGGGAUGUGAUCGCCCGUUGGCAGCAGCUGCUGAGCGACUCUGACGCUCGCAAGCAGCGACUUUUGCGCAUGCAGGAGCAGUUCCGUCAGAUCGAGGAGCUCUACCUGACGUUUGCCAAGAAGGCCUCUGCCUUCAACUCCUGGUUCGAGAACGCCGAGGAGGACUUGACAGACCCUGUUCGUUGCAACUCUAUCGAAGAGAUCAGGGCCCUGCGAGAGGCGCACGCCCAAUUCCAGGCCUCACUUUCAACGGCCCAGACCGACUUCGAGUCGCUCGCCGCCCUGGACCAGCAGAUCAAGAGUUUCAACGUUGGCCCCAAUCCGUACACCUGGUUCACCAUGGAGGCCCUGGAAGACACCUGGCGCAACCUGCAGAAGAUCAUUAAGGAGCGCGACUUGGAAUUGGCCAAGGAGGCGCAGCGCCAGGAGGAGAACGACAAACUGCGCAAGGAGUUUGCCAAGCAUGCCAACGCCUUCCACGCUUGGCUCACCGAGACUCGGUUGCGACUUCUCGGCUGGGACGGCACCUCUAUGAUGGAGGGGUCUGGAAACUUGGAAACGCAGCUUGAAGCAACAAAGAAAAAGGCAGCUGAGGUUCGAGCUAGGAGAGUUGACCUCAAGAAGAUUGAAGACCUGGGUGCUAUUCUUGAAGAACACCUCAUUUUGGACAACCGAUACACCGAGCAUAGCACUGUGGGCUUGGCUCAGCAGUGGGAUCAGCUGGACCAACUUGGCAUGCGAAUGCAGCACAAUCUGGAGCAGCAGAUCCAGGCGCGCAACCAGUCGGGCGUCAGCGAGGACGCGCUUAAGGAGUUCUCGAUGAUGUUCAAGCACUUCGACAAGGAGAAGAGCGGCCGACUGAACCACCACGAGUUCAAAUCGUGCCUGCGCGCCCUGGGUUACGACCUCCCGAUGGUCGAGGAAGGCCAGCCAGACCCAGAGUUUGAAUCCAUCCUCGAUAUCGUCGAUCCAAACCGGGAUGGUUUCGUCUCCUUGCAGGAAUACAUGGCCUUCAUGAUCAGCAAGGAGACGGAGAACGUACAGAGCUCGGAGGAAAUAGAGAACGCGUUCCGCGCCAUCACCGCAGGAGACCGUCCUUAUGUCACCAAGGAGGAGUUAUAUGCGAACCUUACAAAGGAAAUGGCGGACUACUGUGUGUCGCGGAUGAAACCUUUCGAGGACUCAAAAACAAACCGGCCCAUUCCCGGAGCACUGGACUACAUUGAGUUCACCCGCACCCUUUUCCAGAAUUAAGAAAGAAAUCAACGUGCCGGCGGUUUGAGGCGACUAUUUGAACUGAUGUUUGCUUUUGAAACACAUUGACGUCGACUCUUAAUCCUAUAAAUUCAACAGACGUUCAAAGUCGCCGAGAGCCGCUGCGUCGCCUUCUAUAUUCAAAUACACACACUCUAUCUGUUAGAUGUAGUUGCAAAUCGACAAAAGAAAAAUGCCCAGUAGUUGUAUUCUAUCGAACGCACUCUGCUUUUAUUCUUGAGUACUGGUUCUCUGUGGAGGUAGCUGAAGAAACACUUAUGAUUAUGAAAAUAAAAAAUAUUUAUGCAUUUACAAUUAUGCUGCUCCUUUACAAGUUGCCUUGGGAUUUUUUGUUCUUAGCCCAAUAAAAGAUAAACUUCAAGAAUUGACACAAAAGCUGCUGUUUCAAAAUUGCUGCUCCCAAUUUUUCAUAAGCUUUUAUUAUUAUUUACGCAUGACUGAACAA
Neocloeon triangulifer is the source of this 8063-nucleotide messenger RNA. RefSeq names its product spectrin alpha chain (gene alpha-Spec). Gene Ontology annotation, biological process: actin cytoskeleton organization. The coding region runs from base 80 to 7597 and encodes 2505 amino acids. Gene Ontology annotation, cellular component: cell junction; cell projection; cortical actin cytoskeleton. NCBI's taxonomy places the organism in Eukaryota, Metazoa, Arthropoda, Insecta, Ephemeroptera, Baetidae. Gene Ontology annotation, molecular function: calcium ion binding; actin filament binding. The record is from RefSeq and is a predicted model, not a curated record. The transcript has 21 exons.